CCGGCAGGGGGCGGGGCCGGGCAUGGUAACGGCUCGGAAGCCGAGAGGGCUGGGCCGGAGGGAGGCGGAGGAACUGGUGUCGGCCGCCGCCGCCGCUGCCACUGCUCCAGUCCGUUCCGUGUGGCCUCCGUGGACCUCGCCUCAGCCAUGAUGAUCCACGGCUUCCAGAGCAGCCACCAGGACUUCUCCUUCGGUCCCUGGAAGCUGACGGCAUCCAAGACCCACAUCAUGAAAUCAGCGGAUGUCGAGAAGUUAGCCGAUGAAUUGCACAUGCCAUCUCUCCCUGAAAUGAUGUUCGGAGACAACGUUUUAAGAAUCCAACAUGGCUCUGGCUUUGGGAUUGAGUUCAAUGCUACAGAUGCGUUAAGAUGUGUAAACAACUAUCAAGGAAUGCUUAAGGUAGCCUGUGCUGAAGAAUGGCAGGAAAGCAGAUAUCUUGGAGGAUUCAAAGAAUUAUAAGCCUUUAAACUUAUACAUGUCUUCAGGCAGUGUACAGACUAAUUGGAAAGACUACAUCAGCACACGACAAGUUAAAUAACAAUAGAUGUGCAGAAAACUGUAAGAAAAAUCAUGUAAUAGUGCAUUUU
Messenger RNA from Propithecus coquereli (Coquerel's sifaka), 587 nucleotides. It is a transcript of the gene TIPRL, whose product is annotated as TOR signaling pathway regulator. Gene Ontology annotation, biological process: TOR signaling. Gene Ontology annotation, cellular component: cytosol. The transcript has 3 exons. Lineage: Eukaryota; Metazoa; Chordata; Mammalia; Primates; Indriidae. The record is from RefSeq and is a predicted model, not a curated record. Bases 148 to 459 code for a protein of 103 amino acids.